Oryzias latipes (Japanese medaka) is the source of this 7950-nucleotide messenger RNA. Its product is annotated as latent-transforming growth factor beta-binding protein 2. Gene Ontology annotation, molecular function: calcium ion binding. Lineage: Eukaryota; Metazoa; Chordata; Actinopteri; Beloniformes; Adrianichthyidae. The record is from RefSeq and is a predicted model, not a curated record.
GGUGAUAUUCAUGGACGCACGAAUCAAACUCUCUCAUUUGGAGCGCAGCCUCAGCAGCCCUGCAGUCCGCGUGCCCGUCUCGUUCUGGCACAAACCAAAACAGAGGGACUAACGUUGGCUUUAAUUACACUUUUAAAUCGGCGAUCGGAGCAGUGAGGGCGAUUCUUUCCACACUUCUGGAGUGAUCAUCUCUCUCUGAAGAUAUAUUUUAAAGUCUGGCAUUAUGAAGAGGUAUCCGGUAUUCUUUCAUCCUUGGGAAAGGAUGCCCCCCUUUUGAGCUCCAGCUGACUUAUCAAUUUGAAUAUUAUUUCUCGUUUGAUAAAUUUAUUUGAUCUUUCAAAACUUUUUGAUUAUUUAAACAAAAACAAUGGGCCAUGCAGGAUUUGCUGUCUUCGUGGUUGUCGCUGUUGCGCUCUUGAGCCUUGGCGGCGCUCACAAGGAGACGACAGGUGAGAGGGAAGAGGGCGCCCAAACGGGGCAGCAGUCCCCGGGGAUCAGUCAAGGUCACCCGUUCUCAUCCACUGGACAUUCACCGGGGUCCGAGAGCCCGCUCCUCUCUCCCAGAGCAGCAUCACCUCAGGAUGGACACAGAUCCAAAACUCCCCGGGAAGCGCUCGACUCUGCGCCGAGAGAUGACACACAGCGCGCCGUCAGACACCCGCAGAGCCAGCAGCAGAGGACCAGAGUCAACCGCAGGCAGAGCAGCAAGAUCAGCUCUGCCAACAGGCGACUCGUAGGGCCUAAUGUUUGUGGCGGACAGCAGUGCUGCUCUGGUUGGGCAGUGGCUCCAGGAACCAACCGCUGCAUAAAACCUGACUGCCAGCCCCCCUGCCAGAACCGUGGCUCGUGCAGCCGGCCACAUACAUGUGUGUGUCGCUCAGGGUUUCAGGGCCCCCGCUGUGAAGAUGUUGUCCCAGAGCAAGUGUACAUUCGAGAAAGAGGCACCCUGAGGCGCAUUGAACCUGGAAACAACCCCUUCCAGAGAGACAGACCGCAGAGACGGCCAUCAGAGAGGGAUGGCACCGAUGCUACCAAGGCGCAGACUCCACGACCUUCAGCCUCCAAACUGUCUGUCCACUCUGGAAGCCAAACGAGGCGGGACCCUCUGGACUCUUCACCUCAACACUCAGGGACCUCCCGUACUGUCAAGCGUUAUCCAUCAUCUUCUGGGCCUAUAACUUCCAAUGCUCUACCCAGUACUAAUGGCAAUGCUCACAGUGUUGAUCCCAGCUGGUACAAUCACAGGAACGGACAUAGCAACACACCAUCUGGACCUUCUUCUGGCUCUCACAGGCAAACCAACAACCGACAGCUACAAGGACAGUUCAACAACGUGUUGGUGCCAGCAGGUGCCAACCUCACCUCGAACCUGGACCGUAUCAAGAUUGUCUUCACACCCAUGAUGUGCAACAGGGUGUGCAAUGCCGGACGCUGCUACAACAACUGUGAGAAGGGAGACAUUACCACUGUGUACAGUGAAGCUUCGCAGCAGCAACAGCAGCAGCAACCGUCAAAGAGCCAGGGCUUCAGACUCUUCUUCUGUCAAAUCCCCUGUCUGAAUGGAGGCCGGUGCAUCGGUAGAGACUUGUGCUGGUGUCCCUCAAACUCAACAGGGAAGUUUUGUCACCUAGCAGCUCCUCCUCCUGCCAGACCCACUCCUCACAGUCGCACACUCACCGCCCGCCAUGGAGCAAAAUCCCCCUCCCAGUCCAUGUACACCCUUCCAUUAUCUAAUCAGCAAGUGUCUCUACACCCAUCCUUGGUGAACGUUCACAUUCAGCACCCGCCAGAGGCCGAGGUCCAGGUUCACCAAGUAGCUCGAGUCCAGCCGGGGCAGAGGCUGGCCAACACAGAGGGAGUUCAUUCUGUCCAGCAGCGCUCACAGCCCGGAAAUGGACACGAACACCCCAGUGAACAUGGCAGCAGACAGUUUCCCUCCAGAGGGCAUGAAAAUGGCCACGCUAGAACACACAGCCGGCAGAAUGAAAUUGUUGGGAGAUGCUUUCAGGAGACGGUUGAUGGACAGUGUGGCAAGCCCCUGCCAGGCCUGACCAAACAGGAUGAUUGCUGUGGAAGCAUUGGUGCCUCGUGGGGUUUAAAUAAGUGCCAAAAAUGUCCAACCAAACCAGCUUAUGCAGUAAUUGCAAACGGACAAGUUCAGUGUCCUAAAGGCUUUAAAAGGAUGAAUGCCACACACUGUCAAGACAUCAAUGAGUGUCUGCUGCCUGGAAUUUGCAAAAAUGCUGACUGUGUCAACACCAAAGGAAGCUACAGGUGCACAUGUAAACCCGGAUACAUGUUAGAUGCUGCAAGGAGCCAUUGUGUCUCGGACAAGGCUGUCUCUGAAGAGAGGGCAUCGUGCUAUAGGUCGGUUUCUUCCGGUUUCUGCUCUCUGCCACUAGCCAACCAUCUCACCAAGCAAAUUUGCUGCUGCAGCCGUGUGGGAAAGGCCUGGGGUCAUGGCUGUGAUCGUUGUCCCUUGCCAGGUUCAGACCACUUCAAGGAGAUCUGCCCAGCCGGACAUGGAUACACAUACUCACGCUCAGAUGUGCAGAUUUCAGUCCGGCAGCUCGAGGAUGAUGAGCUGCAGAGCACAGGAGUAUCUCUUGAGGAGCAGUAUCCUCAGUUUCCAUCGUCUCAGCCCUCGCUGCUCUUCCCCAGCGAGCCGCAACACCCCAGUUACCCUCAGACACCACAAGUGCCCCAGUACCCUGAUUACCACAACAUGCCACAAAUACCUCAUCACCCUUUGAGCCCGCAACAUCCAUCAUAUUCAGAGAAUGAAGAAGCUGAGCGGACAGAGGGUAAAAGUGAAGAAUUUCUCCUCCCAUCAGCUGUUGUGACUGACUCUCCAUUGAAGCACCCAGGUAUCAACAAGUGCAGUUCUAUACCCUCUAUAUGCGGCCGUGGAAAAUGCAUUUCUGUGCAGACUGGCUACACUUGCUUGUGUGACCCUGGAUUUAAGCUCAGUGCCUUGCAGACCAAUUGCAUUGAUGUAAAUGAGUGUGAUGAAGACCCAUGUGAAGGGAAGGGUCACUGCAUAAACAGCUAUGGCUCCUACACAUGCCAGUGCCACAGUGGUUACAGCCAGGUGAUCACACAGAACAGGAAGUUCUGUCAAGACAUUAACGAGUGCAGCAUGCCCAACAAAUGCCAGAAUGGAAAUUGCGUCAACACAGAAGGAUCUUACACCUGUGAAUGCAACAGUGGUUUUGCCAAAUCUUGGAGAGACCAAUGCGAAGAUUUAGAUGAGUGCAAGGAUCCCAGCUCGUGUCCCAGUGGAAUCUGCAUCAACACACUGGGCUCCUUCCAGUGCCAGGCAUGCAGCCCUGGGCUUAGACUCAUCAAUGAAAGAUGUGUGGAUGUAAACGAAUGCUUGAACCAGACAGUGUGCGGGCGGGGUAGGUGUGUCAACACACAGGGCUCCUAUCGGUGCAACUGUUUUCAUGGCUACAAACUCUCACCAGACAACGUUUGUCAAGAUGUGGAGGAAUGUGUACUGCCGGAAGUUUGCAACCACGGCCUUUGUGUCAAUCUGGACGGUACCCAUGAAUGCACCUGUAACCAUGGUUACCAAGUCACCCCAGACAGAAAAUCCUGUGAAGAUGUCAACGAGUGCGCAACUGGUAAUGCCUGCCCUGUGGGAAUUUGCAUCAACACAGCAGGUUCCUACACUUGCCAGAACUGCAGACCCGGAUUUGGACCAUCUGCUGACGGACUUAGAUGUGAAGAUAUUGAUGAAUGUGCCCGGGGUGACAUGUGUCUGGGUGGGGUGUGUGCCAACACAGAAGGAUCCUUCAUUUGCACCAGAUGUACGGCUGGCUACAGAGUGUCUCUGGACCAGCAGAGCUGUGAAGACAUCGAUGAGUGCCAGUCCAUUUCUACAUGCGCCAAUGGAAUCUGCCUAAACUCUGAGGGCUCGUACUCCUGUGAGCACUGCCCCGCUGGGUACAGAGUUUCGCAUGACGGGGAAUUCUGCAAAGAUAUUGACGAAUGUGCGCUUCCCACUACAUGCCCCAAAGGGACUUGUACAAACACCGAGGGUUCGUACAUGUGUGUCGUCUGUCAGCCUGGUUUCAGAGUCUCUGAGGAUGGACAGCAAUGCAAUGAUGUGAAUGAGUGCCUGGGGUCCAGCGUGUGUCCAGGCCAGAUGUGCUUGAACACCCAAGGAUCCUACACCUGCCGGAGCUGUCAAACUGGCUUUCAGCCGUCUGAAGAUGGCCACACUUGUCAAGACAUAAACGAGUGCCAAACUCCAGACGUUUGCCCAACAGGUGUCUGUACCAACACAGAAGGCUCCUUUUCCUGCAUGACCUGUGCUCCGGGCUUCACAGUGGCACCCAAUGGCCUCUCAUGUGAAGAUGUGGACGAAUGCAACAACGACAACGUAUGCGUACGGGGACAGUGCAUCAACACUUAUGGCUCUUUCCUGUGCUUGUGUGAGGCUGGCUUUAAAUUUAGUGUUGAUACAGCUGACUGUGAUGACCAGGAUGAGUGCAAGGAGUUUGGAAGCUCAGUAUGUGGCGCAUGGCGCUGUCAGAAUACCAUAGGCUCCUACAGUUGUCAGUCAGGCAUUCUUGAGGAAGAUUGGGAUAAGUGCGACAGUGAAAUCAACUGUGGGGAACACGGCUUCUGCGAGAACACAAACAGCUCCUUCCAUUGCAACUGUGACAAAGGAUACACCAACCCAGCCGGGGAUGUGACACAAUGUGUUGAUGUGAAUGAGUGUGAGACGAGCUCGGCUCUGUGUGGGGAGGCCCUGUGUGAGAACUACGAUGGAAGCUUCCUGUGCAUCUGCCCCAACGACAAUGAGGAAUUUGAUCCCAUCACCAACCGGUGCCGCUCCAUGGCUAUGAUUGACCCCGAACACAUUUAUCCAGUCAUCCCCUUCACCGACGAGAGGAAGGAGUGUUACUAUAACUUGAAUGACGCAAACUAUUGCAACAACGUCUUGUCUCGCAACACCACUAAGCAGGAGUGCUGCUGCACCGCGGGGGCAGGUUGGGGAGACAACUGUGAGAUCCACACCUGCCCUCUCCCAGGAAAAGACGAUUAUAACCAGCUGUGUCCUCACGGAAGUGGAAUUUUACCGUUGUCGGAUUCAUUGAGGCAAAGUCAUGGAGAUGGCCUGCCUUACAUAGAUGCCGAUGAAUGUGAGAUGUUCGGAUCAGAGAUCUGUAAGAACGGACAGUGUUCAAAUAUCUUCUCUACAUACACCUGCUUCUGUCGUUCUGGCUACUACUAUGACAACAUCCGGUUUGAGUGUGUAGACUUUGAUGAGUGUCAGUUUGGGAAUACCUGUGAGAAUGGCGCAUGUGUGAACACGGCUGGAUCUUUCAACUGUUUCUGCAGUCCUCCGUUGGUCCUGGAUGACUCGCAGCGCCACUGCAUCAGUCUCAACAGUACAGAAGAAACGAUUGAAUAUGGUCAAGAUGUGCAUGAGGAUAUUUGCUGGCAGCGACUGGAGGGGGACAACAUGUGUGCAGACCCUCACUCGGAGCGCAGAACUACCUUCACUGAGUGUUGCUGUCUGCAUGGCGUUGCCUGGAGCGGUCAGUGUGCCUUUUGCCCCUCGAAAGAUUCUGCUGACUAUGCAACAAUGUGCAACUUGCCCUGGGAAGGAGGCUCAGAUAGUCUUCGUGAUCAAAUAGGAGUUGAGUAUGGUCCUGAGGGCCCUCCAUACUGGGGUAACUACGGUGGCCCUGCAGGAACAUAUGAAAAUUCUGAGAGCGUCCCCCUGUUUAAUGAUCAUGACUACAACGUUCAGCAGCCACCUGUUCGUGUCCCCGUUGUGCGACCGGGGAGUCACCCACAUCCAGUGAAUCCCUACAGUGUGCAACACAAUGCCUUUGAGGGUCUGCAAGCGGAGGAAUGUGGGAUCUUAAAUGGGUGUGAAAAUGGUCGCUGCGUACGUGUGCAGGAGGGCUACACCUGUGACUGCUUUGACGGCUACGAACUUGACUUAAGCAAGAUGGCCUGUGUUGACAUAAAUGAAUGCGAGGACAUCAGUGACAAGGUUCCUUUGUGUCACAACGGGCAGUGCACCAACACUGAGGGAUCCUACAAAUGCACCUGUUUUGCGGGUUUUGUGGCUUCAGCAAAGCCGCACACGUGCAUCCCAACAAUCCCAGAUCCAAAGACGAGGGACUCUGAAAACUGAGAGAGAGACUUCUCCUCGAAGAUCCUCCACCCACCCCCUUUGGCACUAAACCUGCAACAGCACCGCUAAAACGUCCAAGAAUAUAUAUAUUUUUUAACAUAAUACACACAACUGCUCUUUAUUCACAUUCAAGAAGUCUAGGAGGUGUGCAAUGAAUGUAUUACAUAGCUUUGAGUACACACUAGCUUUCUGUUUGCCUUAGAGGGAUUUCACAAACUGAUCUCUUAUAUUCAGUAAACUCUUGACAAUUUCAUAGGCAGAUUUUCUCCCAUCUCUGUUUACUACUUUUUGUAAAAUGACAUUAUUUAUUUCAUUGAAACGACAGGCCCCUGUACAUUAAGAAAAUAUUUCAGAGGGCAAACGUAGUCAUUUUUGUUUUUCUUGUAACCAUUUGACCAGAGAGCAUAUGUGGAAAGAGAUUACAUGUACUUUUAUCACAGAAAGAUAAUGGAAAAACAAAACUAGCCAUGUGUUUUAUCCACAGAAUUUUCCAUAAACCUGCUGAUUUUGAACUUUCAAGAUGAGGAAAUUAUCAACCAAAAUUAAAACAGUGAGUUUCACAAAAAUAUUUCAAUUACAAGCUUCAGCGUGUGCAAAUUCAAAAGGAGACUGUUAAUGUAUUUUAUGUUGUAGUUAUACCAUGGUCCGAGUGAAUACUCGAUUCUGAUUGGCUGCUGGGUGUGCAUUAAAAAAUGAUAAUCCACAGUGAUGUUGCACAACCAAAAAAGAAGUUCCGGUUACAUAGCUUAAAUGCUCUAUAUCACUGCACUGGCUUCUUUAAAACAAACUUUUGAUUCAUCUGGACAAAAACAAUCCUUUAUUUAACCCGUAUAACUUUUCUUUGCCGCUGCAAUUGAGGUCAGUGCCGGCUCAGGCGGUUAAGUGGCGCGUUGUCAUGUUACAGUGACAACACUCCGCACCAUGUAACAAAUAGUCAGCUUUUUGUGAAAAAAAGCUAUCUAAACCGAACAAAUACCAAGAAUAAAGUACUAAAAACACAAUAUUUAUUUCUUUUGUAAGUGAUGAUGGUUUAUUGCAAGAAUGGCCUUCGACAUGUGCAUUAUAAGAAAUUAACGAACUUCGCGAAGGCUUCCACGGCUUGUGUUAAUUUCUGAUGUGCACUUUCUCUGCCAUUAUCUCUUACAUAAUUAUCCAAAAAUGUCUCAAUUUCAUAUUGUUCAUUUUAUUUUAACAUAUUUUCUAGAGUUUCAUGAAGCUCAAUUUUGUUUGUUUUCCAUUAGACAUUUUCUUUCAUUGGACUUUCUCCGAAAAUUGACUGCUAAAAGGAGACACUGGUUAUUUGCCGUGGUGACACACACCUACAGAACACUUUAAUCUCCCAUCACAAAGUGUGCCUUUCUGCAAGCAUGUAAAGACAGAAGGUUUUGUACAGAACUUUGUAUUAUUUUUUGCUACAUGUUAUCUUCCUUUAAUAUGGCACAACUAAUAUUUUGACAAACAUUUUUAUUUACACAAAAAUGAGACCCAUGUGUGUUUGUAAAAAUUUGCCUUUUGUCUUUUUUUCUGAAGUUUUUGCAAAAGAGGAGAGAGGUGGACUCUGAACCAUAGGAACUGUGUGUAUACCCUGCCCUGUGGAGCAGACAAUGAUACCAUAUAUAUAUACAUUAAAAUAUAUGAUUCUCUUUUGAAAGAGGGAGGGAUGACAGCACGAUUUUAAAUCUUGUUUUUUAUUUGAGAAUCUUUUUUUUAUUCAUUUAUGUAUGAUCUCCAACGUCUCUUCAUCACAAUAUUUUUCUAUAUGUAAUUUAUUUUAAAAUUGUAUUAACAUU